AUGUUAAGAAACACUAUUUAUAGAGGUUCAUUUGCCAGAAUGAUGACUACUGGUCAACCAAAUAUCGGUAGAUUCACUGGUAAGCCAAACCCAGUCACUGGUAAAUACACUGUCCCAUUUAUUGAAGGUGAUGGUGUUGGCCCAGAAAUUUCAAAAUCUGUCAAGGAUAUUUUUGCUGCUGCAAAGGUACCCAUCGAAUGGGAACCUUGUGAUGUUGGUCCAAUUUUUGUUAAUGGUUUGACCACUAUUCCAGAUGCAGCUGUUCAAAGUAUAAACAAGCAUUUAGUCGCCUUGAAAGGUCCAUUGGCCACCCCAAUUGGUAAAGGUCACAGAUCUUUGAAUUUAACUUUAAGAAAGACUUUCAACUUAUUUGCCAAUGUUCGUCCAGCCAGAUCAGUUCCAAACUAUAAGACUACCUACCAAAAUGUUGAUCUAGUUUUGAUUAGAGAAAACACUGAAGGUGAAUAUUCUGGUAUUGAACAUGUGAUUUCCCCAGGUGUCAUCCAAUCUAUCAAAUUGAUUACUAAAGAUGCUUCUGAAAGAGUUAUCAGAUAUGCCUUCGAAUACACCAGAGCUAUUGGUAGACCAAGAUUAGUUGUUGUACACAAAUCCACUAUUCAAAGAAUGGCAGAUGGUUUAUUUGUCAAUGUCGCUAAAGAAUUAGCUUCUGAAUAUCCAGAUAUUGAAUUACAAACCGAAUUGAUAGAUAACACAAUUUUAAAUGUUGUCACACACCCAGAAUCUUACACUGAUGCCGUGUCAGUAUGUCCUAAUUUGUAUGGUGAUAUCCUAUCUGAUUUGAACUCUGGUUUGAGUGCUGGUUCAUUAGGUUUAACACCAUCUGCUAAUAUUGGUGACAAGGUUUCCAUUUUUGAAGCUGUUCACGGUUCUGCUCCGGACAUUGCUGGUCAAAACAAGGCUAACCCAACCGCCCUAUUGUUGUCUUCAGUUAUGAUGUUGAACCACAUGGGCUUGAAUGAACAUGCCACUAAGAUUGAAAAUGCUAUUUUGUCUACCAUUGCUUCUGGUUCAGAAAAUAGAACCGGUGAUUUAGCAGGUACUGCCACCACCAGUUCAUUCACCGAAGCUGUCAUCAACAAAUUAUAA
Vanderwaltozyma polyspora DSM 70294 is the source of this 1107-nucleotide messenger RNA. RefSeq lists its product as uncharacterized. The record is from RefSeq and is a predicted model, not a curated record. Gene Ontology annotation, biological process: isocitrate metabolic process; tricarboxylic acid cycle. The coding region runs from base 1 to 1107 and encodes 368 amino acids. Gene Ontology annotation, cellular component: mitochondrion. NCBI's taxonomy places the organism in Eukaryota, Fungi, Ascomycota, Saccharomycetes, Saccharomycetales, Saccharomycetaceae. Gene Ontology annotation, molecular function: isocitrate dehydrogenase (NAD+) activity; magnesium ion binding; NAD binding. The transcript has a single exon.